Molecule: messenger RNA, 2603 nt
Organism: Ooceraea biroi (clonal raider ant)
Lineage: Eukaryota; Metazoa; Arthropoda; Insecta; Hymenoptera; Formicidae
Source: RefSeq, a predicted model, not a curated record
CACACGUAAUCGUGUACAAGGAUAUUGGACAUAACCAAAUAUGUCACUUCUCUUGAGCCCCGCGGAAGCCGUCUAUCGAAACGAUAACAAGGCGGACAAUCUGUUCCUUUCCGAGGAUGAAAAUGAGGAUUAUAACUUUAAGUACGUGCCCGCAAAUCGUUUCAAGUAUAUAAUAAAAGAUGUACGCCGACAGCGAUGCCGAGAGGAGGAGGAGAGUGUGUGGGCCUCCUUCGUCAAGCAACAGGAGUUGAACGGUUAUGAUAGAAAUUAUAUCCAACCGUCCGUCCAAAGUAUCAAACAGCUACUGGACGAAGGCAUGAGGGAAGCCGACAAGGAACUCAAGAGACUGGAAACGGAUGUCCUACCGGACAGGAUAAAGAAGGAGACUGGUGGCAAGACUGGGAAUGAUAAGCGAAAGAAGCCAAAGGUAAAUAAUGUCAGGGAUUCGACUCAGAAGAAGGCACCGACCAUGAAGGAUACCGGAACGGGUAGCGCGAAUCUGCUGCUCACGAUUCCCGAGGAAGAGAACAUUCCCAUCCACGAGAGGAGGCAGGAGCCCGAGGAUUUUAAGUCGUACGCCAGGAGGUCUCGUUCCAGUCACGCCAUAACGUGGAAGAAGCAGCCUGUGAGGCAGCUGCGUCCAACCACGACCAACGGCGUCGAGUGCGACUCUAGCCCCGAGAACAGUGAGCGUCGCGACAGUGUGAUUCACGUACGACCGGACCCGUUCACCAUGCACAAAAUUCUGACGAUGCAGAGGAGGGUCUGCGAGCUGCUGGACGAAAUCGCGUUCCGACUGGGCAACAUACCGACGCCGGACGGCAUCAAGGAUCUGCAGAGGCGGCAGCAGUGCGUUGCCGAGUUCGUCGUGCGAUUCUCGCGGAACUACCUGUACGAUCUCAACAGAUACGUGAAGGACAUACAGAGGCACAUGUACAUUAUCUCGCCGCGGGCGCGAAUACGACCGAAUCACCGAAGCCUCGGGCUGCACAUGCACGCGAUCGAGCACAAACUGCUCGCCGCACACCAGUUGCUGCUGCACGCGUUGAUCGCCUACUGCAAACACAUUCCCAGCUCCAUCCUGAAGGGCCACCCCGGCAAGUUCAGGGAGAUAUUGCAAGUAGUUAUCGAUCUGAAGACCAUGUGCGAUAGGCUCCACCUAAAUUAUCUUGAUUCGGGCGACACCGACAUUCUGUCGUUGGGAAAGGAUAUUGAGGGCAAGUGUAACGCCAUUCUGUCAAAGCUAAAGUUACACAUGGACAACGAGCUUGACAAUAAAACGUCAUCGAUGGCAUCCUUCACUCCGCACUCGGCAAACAACAAGAAGCGAGUCAAUCGCAAACAAUUAUCUAAUCGGCUCAGCAUGUACAGUAUGGGUGCCAAAGUCCCCAAAAAUAAUCCCAGAAGCAAAAUCAAUAAUUAUCAGAAGGACAAGAAGUAUAACGCGAUAGACAUUAGGAAGGUUUCCAACGAGUCGAUAUUGGAUCAACCGUAUCCAAGUCCCGUAACACCAUCCAGGGAUCAAGUCGAUAUUAAAAAGCACAGAACGUACGCAAAGGAGGAGGAUAUAAAAACUGUGAUGGACACGUUACCUAUAGAUUCAGAUAAUGGCAGCAAUCCUGACUCACAGGAGAGGCACUAUAGUGCGAUGCUUACGAGGAGAAUACCAAAGACGUCGAGGAAAUCGUCUGACAAGUUACAGCACGCGAAGUCGUCGGAGACCAUAGAGGACAUUGUGAAGAAUACCUGCACAAACAACGAUGACAAUUCGAUGAAAAAUGUGACGACGAUCACGGAGGAACAUUUAUCUAACUUGAUACCGAUUAUAGCAGACCUCAUGUCGUUUGUCUCCAACAACAAACAAAGUGAUCCUGCGGCAAAGACAAUAUCGACCACCACCGCCAAGCAGCUAAUGGAAUUUCUCCAGAAAUAUCAGUCGCCUAAAAGCACGGCGAUCAGUGCUAGCACGAGCCGCGACGUGUGUCAUUCUUCUACAGAGAGCAGCUACGAAUGUGAACACCUCAAAACGGACAGAACUUUAAUCGGAACACAGAAGAGUGGCGAGAAUAUGCGGCUGAUUUGCGUGUCGUCGAUAGAGAAUGCGCCGAGAAUGCCGCGCUGCUGCGACGCGUCGUGCCAAGCGGAUUGCGAGAGACUGACGGGACUGCCCGACUUUGAAAUGAAGAUGAAGGAGAGAAACCGCAUAGCGGACGCCAUGGAUAAUAUCGAGCUUGUUGUUUCCGACGAGAUCGAGAUGAAUUUUCUCCAGUAUAAACGCGAGUAUCAACGUCUGAUGCAAUCGAUCCCAAUGUACUCUAGCAAUACACAAAACAAACCGUGGGACAUCGUUGCCUGGAUAUCGGACAAACUCGUGGAUGAAUUAAUAACGGAAAUUGCAAAGGAGCUGCAAAUAGACGACGUCAUACGGAAGCUGUUCGAGUUGGAGUUCCAGGAGUUCUAAUGCUACUGUGUCUCUUCUGCACUCUUUUGUCAAACCAAAAGAAACAAACAAAGAGAAAUCGUGCGAAGAACUCGCGCGUAAAUUUGAGAUCUUUUAUAUAUACGAACUGCAAAUUUUGAAAAUAAAAUAUUGAUUUUUUAAA